Mesocestoides corti is the source of this 1770-nucleotide messenger RNA. Lineage: Eukaryota; Metazoa; Platyhelminthes; Cestoda; Cyclophyllidea; Mesocestoididae. The record is from the annotation of a GenBank genome assembly.
AUGCAAAAGGUUGUGGACCUCUUGGAAUCUGUGGUUCUAUUGCCGAAUGACGGUGAGUCAGAACGCCUGUCGGGUUAUCCAUUAGCCACCGAGAUUAUUGAAUGCGUUUGUCAGUUUCCACUAGAAGGUCCCACUCUUAUGCGUUUAAAAACCGCCUGCAAACGAUUGCUUUCCCAGUCCGUGGAUUCAUCGUCUUCCCAACAGCAAAUGGCAAAUCUUAUUCGCUGUUUAUUCACAAACAAGCUUUCGAAGUUGUUCAAUUGUGAGGACCUUAUGGAGUUUGUUCCGCUGUUACGCCAACGAAUACGUCUAUCGGAAUUGGUCACUUCAGACGACAUUUCUUUACUAUUUGAUACGCUUUCUCUCAUCUUCCGCUCUAAUUGCCCUCUAAAACUCCAGUGGAUUUCUUAUCUUUAUCGUGAAUAUUCUAAAAGUGAUUCGGGAUACGAUAGCCUUUUUGACGAUCUUUUGAUCCUACUGCUUGCUAACGGGACGGAAUUGUCAGUGGAAAGUAAUCCGGAUGCUACUGUUUCUAUUAAACGGAAGGAAGUUUCCUUGGUAUUAAAGACGCUUGGUCCUGUUGCAGAGAGAAUCGCGUCCUUCGACUUUUGUGAGCCAGGGGGAGAACAAUCAAGCAUGGUAGUUAUGCAGCUCUGUAACACUAUCUGCCCUUCAAUGCCCAAGACUUCUGGAAGGCCACAGGUAGCCAAAAAGACUGCAAUCAUUCUUGAUAUUGUGCUUCAACUCUCUAAAGCUUUCUCAGAGAAACUGUCACCUUUCUCGGAUAUACUACUCACCCUUGUCGAUAGAAUAAGUACGUCAGAAGGUGGAGAGGGUCGACAACCAGAUAUUCCUGAUUUGAGGGAUAUACGAAAACUUUAUGCAAUCCUGGUAUACACUGCAUUUUGGCUGAGGACAGUUGGGCUGAUUGGUGCCGUGACGGUUCUGGAGAUGCUUUGCCGGAAACAAAAGCGACCAGAAAACGAAGGACUCAUCAACAAUACACCAAUGUCUCAAAUUGAAAAUGUCGAGUGUUCUCAAAGCGGUGUACUGGCCAGUCAAAUUAUUCCUGUAAAUUCUCAAGUUCCUGGUUCACCAAACUCUUCUCGCAACAGUUAUGGCCACCUCAGCCUAAAAGGUCCGGGCACAAGUCUUGCUGAUGACUCCCAGGAGAUAAACCUUCCAAUCGAAUCGGAAUUGGACUCUGAAAAUCAGGAAUCCGGCAGGGCAUUCCUCCCUCAACCAUCGAGGCUCAUACUUCAAUUGGUCGGCCUGGUUGAAAAUGCAAUCAGACAGACACAGCUGACGCAGUUAAAGGUUUUGUGGUUGGACGAGCUCGCCGCGAUGUUUGCACGUCUGGAGGAGACCAUGCGUCAAGGCGACGCCUCUCUUGCUACAAAUGCGAAGACCUUUAUCGAUUGGAUGGGGAGCCGGGUGAUGCGAGAAUUCCAGGAGGAGUUUGUGGUAGACAAUGCGGCAACUCCCGGCAAUGAGACACAUUUGGCACUUAAUCGGAGGGAAAUAUGCGAAAUUGCACUCAACGUGGGGCCCGCAUUUACUCGUCACAUGGCUUCUACGGCCUCAACUAGGCCUCUGUUAUUGACACAAGUCGGAAACCAGACCUCCCACAAAAGGCCUAGGCUCUCAGCUCCACGGAACCUCUGUCCCUCCCUCAUACCCUGCCAUCUCCACCUGCUGGCCGUCGUUGAGUCCACGCGAAGCAACCGUAGCCUCGAUGGUAAUUUUAUUCUUGAAAUCUUUUUCGGUUGA